Molecule: messenger RNA, 4036 nt
Organism: Schistocerca nitens (vagrant locust)
Lineage: Eukaryota; Metazoa; Arthropoda; Insecta; Orthoptera; Acrididae
Product: acyl-CoA Delta-9 desaturase-like
Exons: 6
Coding region: 73-1230 (385 amino acids)
Biological process (GO): unsaturated fatty acid biosynthetic process
Cellular component (GO): endoplasmic reticulum membrane
Molecular function (GO): iron ion binding; stearoyl-CoA 9-desaturase activity
Source: RefSeq, a predicted model, not a curated record
CUUGCAACUUCCCCGCAAGAGGACGGCUGUCACACCGCAGCUGCCCCCGCCAAGAAAAGCGCUCGCUUCGCGAUGGCGCCGAACGUGACGACUCUGACGCUGCUGGGCAUGACGGAGACGGAUAGUCGGCCGGGGAUGCGUGCGCUGGAGAAGCGCUCGCCUCCAGAGGCCGAGCCGGAGAAGCUGCCGCCUCCAGAACCAGAGCCGGAAGAGCUGGAGCUGGAUCCUACACCGAACUACGAGUGGCGCAUUGUCUGGCGCAACGUCAUCGCCUUCGUCUACCUGCACACCGCAUCGCUGUACGGGCUCUAUCUUGCCAUCACCACAGCCAAGCUGCUCACUGUUUUCUGGGUGUACUUACUGGGCGGGCUGGCGGGCAUGGGCGUGACGGCGGGGGCGCACCGGCUGUGGGCCCACCGCUCCUACAAGGCCAAGUGGCCGCUCCGCCUGCUGCUCGUCAUCUGCAACACCGUCGCCUUCCAGAACCACAUCUAUGAGUGGGUGCGUGACCACCGGGUGCACCACAAGUUCACGGACACGGAUGCGGACCCGCACAACUCGAGUCGCGGCUUCUUCUUCUCGCACAUCGGCUGGCUGAUGGUCCGCAAGCAUCCUGACGUGAGCGAGAAGGGCAAAAAAGUGGAUAUGUCGGACCUGGAACGGGAUCCCCUCGUCAUGUGGCAGAAGAGGUGGUACCUCUUCAUCAUGCCGUUGUUCUGCUUCGUGCUGCCCGCCUGGAUCCCGGUGCGUGUGUGGGGCGAGGACCCCUGGGUGUCGUGGCACGUAGCUGCUAUCUUCCGCUACACGCUGUCCCUCAACUGCACGUGGCUCGUCAACAGCGCCGCACACAUCUGGGGAGUCAAGCCAUACGACAGGAACAUGAGCCCAGUGGAGAGCGUCCCGGUGGCAGUGGCGGCGUUCGGCGAGGGCUGGCACAACUACCACCACGUCUUCCCGUGGGACUACAAGGCGGCCGAGCUGGGCAACUACCGGCUCAACUUCACGACGGCGUUCAUCGACUUCUUCGCGUGGCUCGGCUGGGCGUACGACCUGAAGACGGUGCCGGAGCGCAUGGCGCUGAGCCGCGCGGCGCGCUGCGGCGACGGCAGCCACCCGCGGCUGCAGCGCCGCAAGUCGCACAGCGCGCAGCCCGCCAUCUGGGGCUGGGGGGACCCCGACAUGCCGACCGAAGAGGUGCGAGACGCCGAAGUCGCGCGGCAAGCGCUCUGAGCCGCCUCCAGAACGCACCGCGACCGCUACGCCGACGUCCCUGCGUGCGGGGGUCUCGUAUCGUGUGGUGGGCGAAGAAAGUGUUCGACACGCUUCCCCAGUCUCAAACCAGCUCCCAGAUUUUAUGGUGUUUUGUUUUGGUGUCAGCUGUCAUACGAACGAGUUUAUUCUGUGAUGCCACGCUCACGUAUUACGCUUCCCCCUUUCUUGCAACUUCCCCUGCUUAAGUAAGAAAAUUCGUGAUAGGUUAUUGGGUUUAUGUUGACUUGAAUUUUAGUGUGGCACUGCACGAAUGGGGAAUUGGAUUUAUCCUUUCUGCGCGAUUUUCGCUUCUGUUAGCCCUAAGCAGACAUUAUAUUCGCUCCGUUUGUGGCCUGUCUUGUAAACGAACAGGACUGGAUUUACAUACGGUGGCGGCGGCGUCCUAGAGACUUUUUCCGUGUCUCUCAUUCGGUUCUCGAUUUUAGACGUUUUUAGUUUUCGUAGCCUUUUUUUUCUUUACAAAAUUAGUACUCCACGCUACAAAAAGUGCAAUCGGUAACGGAAUUACUAAAUUAGCUGGAACGGCAUUUCUCUUUUCCCUGUUCAAUUGUACAUUUUUUUUAAUUUGCUUUCGGUCUGUGCCCAUUCAGCCAUUAAAAGACAAAACAACAGCUUAUUGGGGACGAUUUUCUUGUCAGUUACGACGAUAUGAAUGUAAUUAAGCACGACGCUCAGCUUUCGAGCUGAGAAAUUCUUCAAACCGGCUAGGAAUCGAACCCAGGUCCCUCGGUUCAUAAUCUGCCGCGUUGAUGGCGCAGCUACUGACGCGAACUGUUCAAGAGUUCGUUUCGUAUUUUGAUCGCGAAUUAGCUUCUUCACGGCGCUCAUUAUCGUGUCAGAUAGACUACUUUUAUUUAAAAAAAAAAAAAAAGAAGAUUAUUAGCUAACCCUCGCAACGAUGAUAAGCGACAGCCAGAACGUUCACCGCUUGUACACAAAUUGAUGGGAAACACAGCUAUACAAAUCGACCACCAAAGCAAUCAAAAUUAGUCGAUACGACGCGCAGCUAUACUGCAAUCGCCGCCAGCGACAUUAACAAUCACCCUGUAACAUAACUGUGAAGCUACCGAUUAGCCACAGUGGUGUCUACCGAUAGUAAAAGCGUCAGUCGAGAUUUUUCAGCGUCCCCUUUCCUGCGACCUAGACUUGGUACUGCCUGACCACAACGUAAAUCUGGCUCUGGGCAUAGACUUGCUGAGAGCAAUCCUACAAAUUCAGACUAUCGUGGUGCAAUUGGUAAAGUCACCGACACGCUGUUUGACAGUAUGUCGUACUCCCAAAAAUGGUGUUAUGAAUCAAAAGAGUUGGGCAUUCAUAACGUGUGUGUAAUACGGUUUCUGUUUUUACUUUGCUAAUUGAUUUUUCUACAAAUUUCCAGCAUUCUACACAAAUUAUGAAGUAUUUCAUUGUUGUGUUGCAACAUUCACAGGUCACCUUUUGGUUUAAGUGUGUGUUGCUCUUCUGCGCUCUUAAUAAUCUUUACACAAACUGCAGCUAGUCACCAUUACUCGCUCUGUUUCCUCAAAAAAAGAGUUCCAUCAACGAUUAUCAACAACUCAAUUCAAUAUAUCCAUUACAAUGACAUUUCUUAUGUCUCCUUGACAGGAUACUGAUUCAGUUCCUCCCAAAACUCGUACUUAUGAGUUAGAAAUAUUUCAGGGGAAUAACAGUGACUGGUGACUUAACGCGAGCAGUUUAAGCGUACAAAUCAAUUCUCCUAAUUCAUAAAUUAACUUCAAAAUUUUCGCCAAGUAAUACAGAACAUCAGUGGCAUUAAGUGCAGGACCUUGUCGCUUACUUCACGUAAACAAUAACACAUAAAAUGUGGUUGCUGAGCCCUUCGAAGUCAGGAGUGACACUGUGUCAUUCUAAAAUCUCGUUAAUGCUAAGGACAAUGAUUUUUAAAAAAAGCUUUAACUAGUGUCAGACUCUUAGAGAAUUAUGUGUGUUUGUCAUGAAAUGUAGUCGUUGAUAUAGAACAUUUGUUAAUAAUCUUAGUUUGUAGGUUAAGACUUUGACUUAUAGUCUUUCAUUCAUUGUAGCAUCGGGUUCUGUAACAACUCGAGUUAUUUAGAUUCUUAAUGCUUAAUUUUCUCAUCUUCGUAUGACAGCUGUUGUACCAAAUAUCUUCGCCCAUCGUGCCAAGUUAACAAAUUCUUUUUGAAAUUUUCCAGUUGAUGUGAAAGAAUGUUUAAAAUAGCAGUGAAACCGAGAUCUUACCAUAACAUUUCGUCCAGACAUGUAAACUGAAACCCAGUCACAGAAAUAGUACCUUAAUUAGUAAAUAGUAACUUAAAGUUAUUACAUAGCCAUUGCGUUCCAUGACUGCUGAAUGUUUACCUCCGCAACCUGUUGAUCAUUUCAGAUGUGUGAAAUGUUUCGUUACACCGUUGAAAAUAUGUCAUGUAGCUACAGUUCUGCACCUUUCUUCAGCUGAUAAACGCUUCGCCAUACAUAUAUGUAGCUGGCGACUUCCGAUAACUACAUCGGAGCCAGAUUAGUGUGAUAUGCACAUCGUAGUAAGACGCCGUAGUAGACAGCUUUGUUCCCCAGUGGUGGUGGACACACUCCUUAACAAUGGAGUAACGGCCCCCGAGACGGCCGCACUAAUUUUAUUUAUUGUUAGUUGUAGUGAGCACUAAUAUUGCACCUAGAGCCGCGAAACGCUGGCUUCAGGCUCAAUUCUAUGAAUAUAUUUUUGUAUAUAAAAUGUGUUGUGUGUGUAUUAACUUUAUUGCCAAAUAAAGUUUCCAUGUUUUAAGAU